UGGGAAAGAGCCUAUCUAGCUAUCUUGCUCUCACGGACUCAACGAUAUAGUACACCGCAUGCAUGUGAGCGAAAGAGAUAGCUAGAGAGCAGUGCGAGUGAAAGCUAGUUAGAGAGUGGCAAGGGUAGCUAGCUAGAGACACACAGGCGCACACGGAGAUACCAGAUAACCUUGUGACAGAAUGGCUCGCGCGCUAGUGCGAGUGCUGGUGCUGGCGGCGACGGCGGCGAGCCUCCUGCCGCUGUCGGCGUGCCAGGCGGCGACGACGUGCGAGGGGACGAGGCGCGGGCACCACCAGUACCGGCAGCCGGUGGGCGUGCGGCGGAUCGUGGUGGACGCGGCGGGCGGCGGCGACUUCCUCUCCAUCCAGAAGGCCGUGGACUCCGUGCCGGUGAACAACAGCGUGCGCGUCAUCAUGCAGAUCAACGCCGGCACCUACAUAGAGAAGGUGGUGGUGCCGGCGUCGAAGCCGUACAUCACGUUCGAGGGCGCCGGGCGCGACGCGACGGUGGUGGAGUGGCACGACAGGGCGGGCGACCGCGGCGCCGACGGGCAGCUGCUGCGCACCUACAACACCGCCUCCGUAACCGUCCUCUCAAACUUUUUCACCGCUAAGAACAUCAGCUUCAAGAACACAUCUCCAGCACCAAUGCCCGGCAUGGAAGGGUGGCAGGCGGUGGCGUUCCGCAUCUCCGGCGACAAGGCCUUCUUCUUCGGCUGCGGGUUCUACGGCGCGCAGGACACGCUGUGCGACGACGCCGGCCGGCACUACUUCCGGGACUGCUACAUCGAGGGCUCCAUCGACUUCAUCUUCGGCAACGGACGCUCCCUCUACAAGGACUGCGAGCUGCACUCGACGGCGCAGCGGUUCGGGUCAGUGGCGGCGCACGGGCGACACGGGCCGUGCGAGCGCACCGGAUUCGCCUUCGUCAACUGCCGGGUGACCGGCACGGGGAUGCUCUACGUCGGGCGAGCCAUGGGGCAGUACUCGCGGAUCGUCUACGCCUACACCUACUUCGACAACGUCAUCGCGCCCCGCGGGUGGGACGACUGGGACCACGCCAGCAACAAGAGCAUGACGGCCUUCUUCGGGAUGUACAAGAACUGGGGCCCCGGUGCGGAUGCCGUGCACGGCGUGCCGUGGGCGAGGGAGCUCGACUACUUCACCGCCCGACCAUUUCUUGGCAAGAGCUUCGUCAACGGAUUCCACUGGCUCUCACCGGAUGCCUGAACUCUCAAACAACUGCUUCCAGCACCACCAGAUUGCACCACACAAGAUAGUCAAGAUACACAUCACAAACAUAGAAACAUAGCAUAGAAAAUAGCACAGAUAUAAAGGAGAUAGUAGAGUACAGAUUCAUUUCGUCACUUCAUACUUCCAACGCUAGUUACUAGUACUCAGUAGAAACACAUUUGUGUGCCAGAGCUGCAGUGCUAACCAAAAGUGUUCAUGUACCAAUUUCUGAACUAAACAGGAAACUAAGAAUGAAUUCGUUA
Lolium perenne is the source of this 1497-nucleotide messenger RNA. Its product is annotated as probable pectinesterase 68. NCBI's taxonomy places the organism in Eukaryota, Viridiplantae, Streptophyta, Magnoliopsida, Poales, Poaceae. The record is from RefSeq and is a predicted model, not a curated record. Gene Ontology annotation, molecular function: pectinesterase activity. Gene Ontology annotation, biological process: pectin catabolic process; cell wall modification.